CAGAAUUUGGAGCGUGUUCUCCGAGACCUGGUGACAGAGAAUGCUCAUCUCCAGUCUCGUGUGAAGGCUAAAGAUACGGAGUUAGCUGCAGCACAGCAGCAAUUGAGACGUAAUGAAGAAGCAACUGAGAGGGAGAUGCUGACACUCCGACAAGAGCUCACAAGAAAGACAACAGAAGUGACAACAGAUAAAUCGGAGCUGACAAGAAAGGAAGUUGACUUCGCUGAAACUCAGCAACAGUUGAUACAAAAGGAGACAGAGCUGACGAGAAAUAGAGCAGAGCUGACAAGAAACGAGGCAGAACUGACGAGAAAAGAGGCAGAGGUGGCAAGAAAGGAGGCAGAGCUGACAAGAAAGGAGGCAGAGGUGACGAAAAAGGAGGCAGAGGUGAUGAGGGCAGAGGAGACUAUGAGGAGAGAGCAGCAGCAGAUUCAGGAGAUGAGACAGAGAGAGACUGAGUUAGUGCAGGCCAAGGACAAGGAGAUAGCUCUGCUUCAGCAGCAACUGGGGGGAAAGCACUCUUACACAUGUCAGGUCAGUGGACCUGGUCUAACAUCAGCCACAGUCAACCAACCAACACACAUCCUAGUCCAACUAAAUGACUCUAGUGGUAGACCAUACUCACUUCCACUCAAUGUCACAGCACAACUUGAGCUCGUUUCAAAAGCCACACCCACAAAUCCACCUGAAGCCACACCCACUAGUCCACCCGUAGUGACGGUCACCGAAGCAAUGAUGCCCACUAGUAGAUGGCCGUGGUCUAAAAAACCUCCCAUCCGAUACGAGAUGACGUACACACCAGUCAGUCGAGGCCAACACAAACUCCAUGUUCAAGUCAAUCACAGAGAAAUCAAUGGCAGCCCCUUCACUGUGACCGUGUACCCUGACCCCAGACAACUAGGCCACCCUGUGAGGACUGUGACUGGAUUGAACAAACCGUAUGGAAUUGCCUUCAACAGUCAUCAGGAGAUGAUUGUCAGUGAAUGUGAGGGUCAUAGAGUGUCUAUCUUUGACAACAGAGGACAGAAAAUCCGAACAUUUGGAUCCCAUGGUGACAGUCCAGAUCAGAUGGAAUACCCAGCAUGCAUAGCAACCCGAUGAUAGUGACAAUAUUUAUGUGAGCAGUUGUCACAAGCUGCAGAAGUUCACUAGCAGUGGUGAACUGAUCAAAUGUAUUGGUCGGUGGGGCAGUAAGGAGGGGGAGUUUAAUGAUCCACGUGGAGUGACACUGUAUGACAAUCAAGUGUAUGUGUGUGAUCGUGAUAACCAUCGCAUUCAGGUGUUUGACCCCGACUUGAACUUUGUCCGAUCCAUUGGCUCACAUGGCAAAGGAAGAGGCGAAUUCAAUAAACCAUAUGAUGUCAAAUUUGACACUGCCGGGAACAUGUGUGUAGCUGAGCAGGGUAAUGGGAGAGUGCAAGUAAUGGACACCAGUGGCCAAUUCAUACGAGUAUUUGGUCAGGAAGGAGAGGGAAUACUGCAUCGGCCAUCAGGUCUUCAUAUUGCUGACAAGUAUGUGUAUGUGUCUGAUUUCAUUAGUCAUUGUAUUGUAGUGUAUGAGACCUCAGGUCAGUUUGUCAACUCCUUUGGAAGGCCUGGUCAGAAUGAGGGAGAGUUUUGUGGUCCAUUCUGUAUCACCUCUUGUGCUGAUGGUUUUAUACAUGUAUGUGAUAGUUGGAACUUCAGAGUUCAAAUGCUCUAGAACACCCAAUGCUAUUGCAUCCACACAUUUAUCAUAACAGUCGAUCUCCCAUUUCCUACCACUUGUUGCUCUCCUUAAAACCCCUUCAGAGACAUUAUAAAAUCACAAUACCUUAUUUCGCAUGUUUCAUGUAAUUGUAUGCACUAUCGUCUAUGUAGCAUAAAAAUUGUGUGCUUCAGUAUUCAGUAUUGCACUUCAUGUUUGUAACAAUGUGUUAAUAGUGCAGUUCUCUAUAAACUAUUAUGCUGAUGUUACAGUUGAAUUGUAUUCCUCAUUUCGUUAAUUAGCAUGUUUUGUAACACAGUAUAGUAAAUCUCUUGUUCUAAUUUCUAAUGAUUCAUGCAUUAUAUUAUUCGUGUCAAUUA
This is a messenger RNA of Geodia barretti, 2067 nucleotides long. NCBI's taxonomy places the organism in Eukaryota, Metazoa, Porifera, Demospongiae, Tetractinellida, Geodiidae. The record is from the annotation of a GenBank genome assembly.